GUCUAUCGGCCUCCAAAGUAUAAUAAGGACUUUUUAAAUGACUUUUCUAUUUUCCUGGCUGAAAUCAUGCCUAGAUAUGACCGUGUACUUAUUGUAGGGGAUUUUAAUGUUCACGUGUGUUGUCCUGAAAAGCCUAUGGCAAAGGACUUUUUGAACCUCAUUGAUUCAUUUAGUCUUGUACAAUCUGUGUCAGGACCCACACAAGAGCAUGGUCACACGCUUGAUCUUGUCCUAUCAUAUGGUUUGCCCGUUUCUAAUCUAGUGAUUUGUGAUGCCGUGUUUUCCGACCAUAUGCCUGUGUUAUUUGAGGUUAUUAUUGCACCUACUGCAGUUCGACCUCGCGCUCCUGCUCGGCACUGUCGUGUUGUUAGCCCUUCCACUGCUGUUCAGUUCUCGGCUGCUUUUGCUCUGAACUCCAUCGUUCCUGAGUCUGUGUGUGAUACAGAGGAGCUUAGCUCAUGGCUUCACUCCACCUGCCAGACUGUUUUGGACACUGUGGCUCCAUUGAAGUUCAGGCAGCCUAAAACUAAAUUUGAGCCCUGGAUGAAUGGCACGAUUCGUGCUGUCAGGCGCGAGUGUCGUAGAGCUGAGCGGAAGUGGAAGAAAGACAAACUGCAGGUGUCAUUUCAAAUGUUGAGGGAGAGUUGGUGCCAUUAUCAGAAAGUUGUGAAAGCUGCUAAGAGGAAACAUUUCUCAGGUCAGAUGAUCAGCUGCUCCUGAUUGAGCCAAAGACUAAGCGGAAGCUCAGAGGGGACCGUGCCUUUGCUGUGUCGGCUCCGAGAUUGUGGAAUGAAUUGCCUCUGCACGUUAAACAGGCCCCUUCUCUAGCUGUUUUUAAAUCACUCCUGAAGACAUAUCUAUUCUCCAUGGCCUUUGUAGACCAGUGAGGUGUCGAAUUGUUUUUUAACUUUAUUUGCUUGGUUUUGCUGCGUUGUUUGUACUUGUGUUUUAUGUUUUUUAAUUUAUUGUUUGGAUUUUUGUAUGUAAUUUAUGCGCCUCGUGUUAGUUAUAUGUUCUGUUGUUCUGCCUGUUUUAUGAUGUCUUGCUUGUUUUCUUUUUUCUGUACAGCACUUUGGUCAGCUUUGGUUGUUUUUAAGGUGCUUAACAAAUAAAGUUAUUAUUA
This is a messenger RNA of Leucoraja erinaceus (little skate), 1123 nucleotides long. RefSeq lists its product as uncharacterized. NCBI's taxonomy places the organism in Eukaryota, Metazoa, Chordata, Chondrichthyes, Rajiformes, Rajidae. Bases 67 to 720 code for a protein of 217 amino acids. The record is from RefSeq and is a predicted model, not a curated record. The transcript is spliced from 2 exons.